Myxocyprinus asiaticus (Chinese sucker) is the source of this 2667-nucleotide messenger RNA. It is a transcript of the gene cmn, whose product is annotated as calymmin. Bases 1 to 2667 code for a protein of 888 amino acids. The transcript is spliced from 32 exons. Lineage: Eukaryota; Metazoa; Chordata; Actinopteri; Cypriniformes; Catostomidae. The record is from RefSeq and is a predicted model, not a curated record.
AUGUUGAGAUGGACGCUUCAGCGGAUGCUGUUAUUUCUUUGGAUGACAAGAGUGACUCUUCAAGGUGGUACAGGGUACAAACCUCAGAAUGCAAAUGGUGGUGCAGCACAAAUGCCACCCAGAGGUCAGAGUGAUUCUCCUCCGGUAGCAAAUGCACAUGGAGCUCAAUUCAAAGGUUAUGGAACUUCAGCUGCAGCCGCACAAAAUGCCUAUGGUGCAAAGUCCGAUGGUAAUGCAUAUGCAGGAAAGAACUAUGGAGCUGUGCCUGCUGGAUCACAUGGACAAGGGGCCAAACCCAACGGUUAUCCUGCUAACAAAGGUACAGGUGCUUAUGGGACAAAACCAAAUAAACCCAUAUAUGGAGGCCGUCCCCCAUAUGGUGGCAUUGGAAUGGGUAUGGGAAUGAUGAAUCAGCACGCUGUGAAACAGAGAGGAGGUUACGGAAAUGGUAAUGGAUAUGGCUACAGAGCUCUGUCUUAUGGAGGCCCCAGCAAUUUAAUGGGCACUCAUCCUCAAAAUGGAGCCGGUGUAGGAUAUAAUGUACCUGCUGGAUACCCCAACAGUGGAGCAGCCAAAGCACUUAAACCAGGAUAUGGUGGAUAUCCUACUGGAGGAGCAGCUAAAGGUCCUAAUGCAGGCUCCUCUCUAGGAUAUAUGGGGUAUCCCAGUGGUGGGGCCAAGGGACCUAAACCAGGAUAUGGUGCUAAGGCUGGAACCUCAGAUGGACAAAGAGCCAAGCCUAAUGGUUAUGGUGUUUCUGGCGGUAUGUCGAAAGGACCUUAUACUAAAGCUGCUAAUUCAGGAUAUGUCCCUAUGACAAAUGGAAAGGGAGGUGUUUCCAGUAGCAAGGGAUCUAAAGGGCACACUUUUAACCCUGAAGCAUCAAGUCGUCUCCCAGUAACAUCUAACACCAAGGGUGUAAGUUUACCAUUCAUUGAACGUGAGCCAAGAACAGGAUUACCUCUAGCACCAAAACCAACUCAAGGCCUUCCACCAGUUCUGCAACAAAUGAAGGGACCAAGAUCACCACUUCCACAAGGCAAAGCCCCCAAACCUGUGGCAGCUCAGCUUGCUCCAGUUGCUUCAAUACCUCAAGGAAAGGGUCCAAAGCCAUUUUGGCAGGGUCCAGCCUCUUAUAAACCAGCUAAAGCUUAUAAACCUGUAGCACCUGCACCUGUUGUUCCACAAAGCAAGGCUCCAAAACCAUUUGCACCUAUAGUCCUUCAUGGAGAAGCUCUUGCUGCACCAGAGUCAGCUCAUUUUCCUCAAGGUAAAGCUCCAAAACCGUUUCCUCAAGCUCCACUAGCGCUGGAGCAAGUCAUUCCACAGGAACUGAACUUCAGACCAGCGGAACCACAACCAAUGACUCCACACGCUGGUAUUUCUUCACCGGAGUCUCUAGUACCAAUUCCACAAUUUAAAGCUCCAAAACCAGCUGUUCCUCAACCAAUUUCAGAGACACAACAAACCAAGAUUCCACCAGCUCUUCAACCAAACCCAGCUUUGCCUCAAUUGAACAAACCAACAACAAAUAAUCCUGGCCUUGGAGCAGGAAUGGGUGGCUAUCCUGUGCCAGGCAUGAACAAUGGCUACAAAGGAGUGUUUGGUGCUGGUCAAGGGUCUUACCCGAGUGCAGAAUAUGCCAAUGGAUAUGGAAACGCUGUACCUCAGGGUGGACAACAAGCAGCUUUGGGAUCUAAAGGAAAAUCGCAAAAUAAAUAUGGCAUUGGUGGGCUUUCUUUUGGUGGUUCCCCCAAUGGCUAUCAAACGAAUCCUUCUGGUAAAUACGGUAAUGGAGCCAAACCCUACAAUCCUAAAGCAGCAGGAAAAUAUGGGUAUGGUAGUGUACCUUACAACCCUCAGUCUCUCGGUCUGGAAUCUGUUGCCAAAUCACCUGGUUUUGGAGGGUUACCCUACAGUGGACAGCCCACUGGAUAUGGUCUUGGAGGUCUUCCAUAUGGUGGUCAGCCAUUUGGCCUCAGUCCUGAUGCAAAGUCUGGAAAAUACGGGUCUCCAGAAUCUAUGUAUAAUCCAGAAUCUGUUAAUCUUGGUGGCAGUGCCAAACCAGCUAAAUAUGGUAAUCCAGCAGUGCCAUAUGAUUUCCUCGGCACAGUGACGGAUGGCCAGUCUGUUGAUGAACGCAGAAGUCUGGAAGUUUUGCACGAAGGCCCAGUUAUUGAUGGACAGAAAUCCAUCGACCAGUUCGGUGAUGGAGACAUCCCACCCCAGCCUGAUGCUCCUGUCAUACUGGGAACUGGAGAGGGGAAUGCAAAAUCCACUGACAAAUACAGAACGAAUGAUUACAUCGAUGGAAGAAUACAAGCAGAAGUAGUCUCUUUCCCUGCCAAUCCCACUGAAGGCCCUGCCCCUCACAUCCCCGCUGUUACCUUAUUAGACUCCUCCCUCUCACCAGACGGCUCCUCUCUGGCCCCUGUCUCAGUGCCCAUUGUGUCUGCAGGGCCUCUUGACGGUGUUCCCGAGGGGCCCGGCUCACCUGUGCCCCCCCAGCAUGAGCUGCCCACUUUAAUGUUGCAGCCAGCUCCACCACAACAGAUCCACAUACAGCAACACCUCAAAGUACACUUCCAACCGCACGACAGCUCUCACACAGGAAAGGAGGGCAAAUAUGAAUUGAAUGGGUUCUUUGGAAAUAAACACCGAGGAUAA